This is a messenger RNA of Lactuca sativa (garden lettuce), 718 nucleotides long. Lineage: Eukaryota; Viridiplantae; Streptophyta; Magnoliopsida; Asterales; Asteraceae. The record is from RefSeq and is a predicted model, not a curated record.
GCUUCUCUUUGCCACAAUGGAAGAUAAUGAGAAGGAAUUACAACUCCUCCCUAUAAGUAUGCCUUAUGCCACACCCUCCUACUCAUGUGCCUCACCAUGGCCAUCGGAUCUCAUGGCUUUCCGAUCAGACGACCUCCAACGUUCCUUGGAUGGUGGUGGUGCAGGUGGAGGACCUUCCCUGGACCUCCAACUGUCCAUCAGUCUCCGGCCAAUUAAGCCGCCGUUUGCGGUGGAGACGGUAAAAUGGCGAGUGGCGGAACAAAUUCAUAGCGCCGCCAUGGAGAAGGCAUACGCGGAGCGCGUGAAGGAGAUGACACGGCGGGAAAUAGAGAUGGCGCAGUCGGAAUUCGCACGUGCGAGGCACAUGUGGGAGCGGGCACGUGAGGAGGUGGAGAGAGUAGAGAAGAUGAAGGAAAGGGCCACGCGUAGGGGUGUAAAUGAGCCGAGCCGAGCCCGAACAUUCCUAAGCUCGGCUCGAACUCGUAUAAAUGUAUGUUGGCUCGAGCUCGAGCUCGGCUCGUUUCGAGCCCAAUUUCAAAGCUCGUGCUCGGCUCGUAGGAAAAAGAAGAAGCUCGAGCUCGGCUCAAGCUCGGCUCGUUUUGUUUGUCACGCGAGCCUAAAUGAGCUUAGGCUCGACUCAAGCUCGUUUAUGGUUUUUGGGCUCGUUUAAUUUUUUUAUCAUAUAUUCAAGGGAAUAAUCCAAAUUCUAACUUCAAAA